AGAUACUAGAAGAAAUGUUUUCCUAUGGGCAUUGUAACCACUGGCCCAGGCUGCCCAGAGAAGUGGUGGCUGCCCCAUCUCUGGAGGUGUUCAAGGCCAGGUUGGAUGGGCCUUUGAGCAACCUGAUCCAGUGGAAGGUGUCCCUGCGCAUGGCAGAGAGGUUGGAACUGGGUGGUCUUUAAGGUGCCUUCCAAUCCAAACUGUUUUAUGACAGAGAGAUGUUACAGAACAUGUUCUAGCUUUUCAAAUAGAGGUGAAGCUCGACUCAAUCGCUUCACUCAGUUAGGUGUGAAUGGAGUCUCAAUAUCUGAAGAGAUGCCUGGGAACUUGCCUGAAAAAGGGACUGGCAGAGGUUGUAGAGCAUCGGCCAGCAGAUCCAAUAGAGUAUCUAGCACAUUGGAUUUACAAUUACAGAAGAAAUUUGGAUGAAGAAAAAAAGAGAGUGUUGGAGAGGAUUGAGCUGGAACGAGAACGUGAGGCAGCCCUGAUAGAACUGGAAAUGUUAAGAAAAAUGAAAGAAGAAGAGCUAAUGAUCCAGCAGAAACUUGAAGAACAACGUCAGCGUCAGUUGGAAGAAGAACGUGAGGAGCUGGGAAAAGUACGUGAGGAGCCAGAACAGAAAAAUGAAGAAGUUAAAAUGCUGUUGCAGCAGAACGAUCAAGAGGAAAAUGAAGAGACAACAGCUGAACUUGCAGAUAGGCCUGAAACACCUACUUUGACCAGAGUUGAGGAGCAGGAUGAUAAUGGACUGACUGAGAUGGUAACACAUCACACAGCAGAAGCAGAACAAGAAAGUUCCCAACAGAUCUGAAAGCAGUAAAUAUAUUUUCUACCUGUUACUUGGUGAUCCAGAAGUGUAAUAUCUUGGUUUGUGUCUUUUGUAUAUAGAACUGUGUCCCAAUUUAGCCCCAACCCCUGGUUGGCAGGUAAAGAUGGAUCAGAUUUCGUUGUUCCUCAGCCCCGGGGAGAAGGGAAAGGGAAAAGGAAAACGAGAGAGAGACUUGUGAGUUGGAAGCUAAAACUAAAAGCUUUAAUGAAACAAUAGUGAUAAAAGGAAAAUACUAUUAAUAGGAAAAUAAUAAAAAUAUAUACAAAAUGGAGCUCCCCCAUGACGAUAUCACCACUCAUGCUCCAGGGUAGGCAUGGGCAAAGUCUCAGGCUACGCUUAGUGGCAGACGAGAGCUGGGUCAGGAACUGGGUCUAGAAAAUGGAUUCAGGAACACACAGAUCAGGAUCAGAUCGAAUGGACAGACAAAAUCCUCACAGGACAUUGGCUGUUGAUGAAGAGGGCUUGACCCUUGCAAUCCCCUAAGCUUUCUAACAAGUAUGACGUAUAUAGGAUUGAAUACUCUAGUAUGUUUGAGUCACCUGUCCUGUCCGCUCCUACCUGCAGGUGCGACCCUUUUUCACCCUUUGACUUACGGCAUUCCACCAGCUUGAGGAUGGCCCUGGUUUCUGUAGGAAUAAGUAUAAAUAAUGGCCUUUCUGCAUACCAAUGCCCUCUUAUUUUGGUGAUAACUAUAAAUAUUAAGCAUUAUCACUUCUAGAGACAGGUGCUGUCUGGAAAACGUGUUGACUUUCACAAAAUGUAGUUACUUAGAAGAGACUUAGCUGAAUGGAGAAUUGGUUUUGCUUAAUUCUGGCGUGUGAUGCUUCUUUUUUGUUUUUAAACCACUGCAGCUAUCAUGGCUGACUCUGAAGAAGAAAACUGCAGUUGCAGUGAAAGCAGUAAAUAUAUAUUCUACUUAUUGCCCAUUGAUUCUUGAAGCGUAACUGCGACGUAGGUGUAAUUAAUUUGUCAAGGUUAUUUUGGAGUAGAAGCUACAAUAUGAUAAUUUGAAUCAAUAUUAAAGAAUAAAAGAUGAUUGAAAAAGGAUUUUCUGAGAAUUUGAAUGGUUUCUAAUAGAAAGAGGGAAUGCUUUGCAGAUUAGAAGAUGGAGAGAGAGUUCUGCAUGUUGAACUAGAUGCAAAAAUCAAAUCAGACGUUUGUCCAGUUUACCUGGAAGAGGUAAUUUGAGCUCUAUGUGACUCAGUAGACUGAUGUACUAGAAGAUCUUGUCUAUCUUAGAAGUCAUGAUGUAUUUUUUGUAACGGUAUGUGUUGCCUCUAGGCUUUAUAAUUUCUGGUUAUUGUGUGAUUUUAGAUGACCUGUGAGUGUCUGCACAUCAGUUUUGAUUUAUCAAGGCUUAAAAUAAUGUCUUCUGCAUUUUUCUUGAAUUUGCAAGUCAAUAAACUUACAUCUUUGUUGUCUUUAUUAAAUACCAUUAUUCUCAAAGCUUCACUUCUAAAAAAAUUUUUAAAAAUGUUUAGCUUUAUCUAUAUUUGUUUAUAAAAAUAAGUUUUAUAAUCCUUAAAGAUUACAUUAGUUUUUAGAAGAAAAAAAUUCCAUAAGCACGGAUAUUUUGGUACAGGUUGUGAAGAAUGUUCUGUGUCUCUUCAUUAUAAAUCGAAAAGACAGCAGCAUUAAGAAACCUUAGGCUUCUUGGCUAAAAGAUGUCUUUGCAUCUUGGUGUCUCUUGAUAGUACAGAUUAGUUGGACAUUCAACAUUAAGUUAUCAUUGAUUUUGUAUAAUGAAAUUGCUCUUCAUUACAAAUUCAGUGCAUGGUUAAUGCAUUCACUGCGUUCUUCAGUUUUGGGAUGAAGGAGAUUUUUGGGAUAAUUUCACUUUAAUUUGUUUAUAUUUAUAGCUUGCUUUAAGGGUUUUGCUAUCUUUGCCAACCUGUUAAAAAUAUCUAGAGACCCAAUAAGUGAAGGUCCAUCGUGUAAAAAAUAGUUUUCUACUCUAAAUAACUUGUUCUGUUCAUGGAACUCGUACUAAGUAUAACCCUAUCAGUUUUUAAAAAGGUAAGCGCUGUUGAUUUCUAGUAUACUAAUAUAUUAUUUUUCCCUUAAAAUAAUAUAGUACGUUCAUUAGAAAAAUCCUGUUGCCCUCUGUAUUGCCUUUUUUCUUUUUGGACACUCUUAAUUGGCUUCUCUUACAUGAAUAUCCUUAAAAUCAAAAGAGAAAAAUGUCUCUUUCCAGGUAUAAAUACUUAGGAAUGUUUGAGUAACUUUGUUCCACUGAAAAAUGGAGCUACUUUUGUGAUCAGGUAGUCAGACUUUGCUGUCAACACGUGUUCUGCAUUGGUAUAGAUUUGCAAUUUCUAUGAGUCAAAAAUCUUUUCUAUGGGACAAAUAUAUUGUUAUGGUUGAUAUUCCAGUAAGGACAGUUUAUGAUUAUAUUUAUUAGUAACAGUUAAAAUAGUAUCAUUUUAAGGCUGCAUUUAAAGAUACUAUGGUUCUAAUUACGCCUAUAAACACUGUUUGCAUAGCAAUUUCUUGUGUCGGUCUCAAAGGGGUGGAGUAACUGGAUCAAUGGAUGACGGUUUCUCUUUUGAGCCAGUGUGUAUAACCCAAUCCUGUUAUUUAGAUUAAAAUUCUUAAAAACUGGUAACUUGUGUCCGUUUACAUUUUAUGUCCAGUCAUGUCAACUAUGAAAAUUUCAGCCUUAAAACUGGCUUCAUAUUUAAUUAGGAAAUACGUUCAAGUUAUAAGGUAGUAUUUUAAAACAUACUAGUAAAUAAUUUUAAGUACUUAGGACACGUGGAUUUCUUUUUUUAUGUUUUCAUAACAUUUGCAUCUUUCUUUGUUACAUGUGUGUCCACUAGAGUGCAUCCUAAAUAAACAAACUGGUGGCUCCAUCAGUUACAACCCAUGAAAACUACAGCUUUUCUUUGUCAUUUUGCUUCAGCUUAUUUUGAACUGUGCCUUUUAUUUGUGAUCCUGCAGUUGCAUUCCUCAUUCUCUCUCUCUCUAGACAGGAAUUGAAUUUCUGGAUGAAAACUUUUGUCAGAAACUUGCUUGGCAAGGGUUAAAAUAAAAUGGUAGAUUCCAGUUUUCUUAUUCCUUUGCUGUUAUGUUAUGUACAGAAGACAUGUUGCUCAACUGUUAUUUGUAGAAAUUCCCAUUUUUUUCAGGAUUUGCUGUGUGUAGACCUGGUGCACUGAUCACCUUUUACGGUUUUAUAGGCAUUCUUAUGUUGUCUAAGAGGGUAAACAUUUCUUGGCUCAGUG
This is a messenger RNA of Cuculus canorus (common cuckoo), 4053 nucleotides long. It is a transcript of the gene DYDC1, whose product is annotated as DPY30 domain containing 1. Bases 293 to 811 code for a protein of 172 amino acids. The record is from RefSeq and is a predicted model, not a curated record. NCBI's taxonomy places the organism in Eukaryota, Metazoa, Chordata, Aves, Cuculiformes, Cuculidae. Gene Ontology annotation, cellular component: Set1C/COMPASS complex. The transcript has 6 exons.